AUGGAAGGCUUCCCAGUCAGUCCUGGAUACCGUGCCAUUUUGGCAUUGCGGGAAGUUGAAUUUGCUGAUCGCAUGAAAAAGGGAGAAAUUCUUCCACUCAUCUUUCCUCACAAUUUCAUCUCUAUUUUCAUCGUCGUUGCAGUGUUACUUGUUCCAUGGCCCCGCCAUAAUGCUUUUCGAUUUGCUAGGCACUUUGCUUUUUGCGUGGUUUUAUACUUGAAUACGUUGACAAUUGUCAAUUGUCGUACCCUGGGUAUGGCAAAUAGCUACGGUGUCGGUAUGGGCUUUAUAUGGCAUACGAUUUGGAGUGCAACUCUACUUGUGUUUAGGGACGUUCAAGGAGAGUUCAAGAGGAUAGAGCGGACUCGUGAAGUUCGCGGGAGAAGGUCCAAUGGUGUCAAUGCUGAGGCAAACGGGCACAAGGACCUACAGUUCUGGGAAAGUGAGAUAUCCUCGCCUGGGAACGGCGGUCUGUCGAAAACCUCGGGCGAAAAAUCAACGAACAGUCUUCAAUGCCGAGCAAAAUAUAGAUGGCAAUCUUAUCCUGAGAAGUUCUCGCAUCGCUUCACCUGGGUCCUCGACGUCUCGAUGUUUUCUUUUAGAGGAACUGGUUGGAAUUGGGGUAACCCGACACUUCCACCCUCCGUGGCGGAUCCUCCAACAAAAUAUGUGCUCAUGUCGGUUUUAAAGAAAACAUUUAUUCACUAUCUGCGCCUAGAUCUUGUCAAAAUCCUCAUGGUGAGGGACUCCUAUUUCUGGGGGCUUGUUGACUCGCCCCAUCCGCCUUUCCUUGCGCCGCUCGGCCACUUCGCUGCCUUUUUCGCCCAUAUAUAUCGUCACUUCCUUAUAUAUCUCGGUAUUGUCUCGUCGCUUACGACUCUCCACGGUUACCUGUGCAUAGCUUACUUACUCUUAUCUCUCUUCUACGGCUCCUCUACCCGGAUUACCGUCCCAAUCGAGGCACCGUGGUUGUACCGUGGGCUCUUUGGUCCAUUCUCUAGUGUAUUCGACUAUGGUUUGGCUGGUGGAUGGGGCAAAUGGUGGCAUCAAAUCUUCCGGUAUGGCUUUGUGUCGCCAAGUGAUUGGAUGUUCCAAUAUCUUCCGCGUUCUCUCCAAAAGAAACCUAUCUUUUUGUUCCUACGGGCAAUGAUUGCCUUUAUGCUCAGUGGGCUCAUCCACGCCUGUGGAAGCUACACCCAAUUUGCACCUACACACCCCCUGUCGGGUCCGUUUCUGUUCUUCAUUCUCCAAUUUCUGGGAAUUGUAGCCCAGGACCUCACAUCACAUCUCUUGUCGCAUCUACCCUUCCCGCUGCCCAAAUGGUUGAAACAAUGGGGUAAUGUUGCGUUCACAAUCACCUGGAUUUUGUUAACAGGGCCACUUGUUGCCAAUGAUUUUUCAAGAGGUGGGAUUUGGCUAUUUGAACCUGUUCCAAUUAGUCCACUGCGGGGUUUUGGAUUUGGAACCCCCGACGAAGGCUGGUGGUGUUGGCACGGAAAGUGGUUUAGGAUGUGGAAAGGAGAGAAGUGGUGGCAGCGCGGAAUUCAGAUAUUAUAG
Molecule: messenger RNA, 1557 nt
Organism: Coccidioides immitis RS
Lineage: Eukaryota; Fungi; Ascomycota; Eurotiomycetes; Onygenales; Onygenaceae
Exons: 1
Coding region: 1-1557 (518 amino acids)
Biological process (GO): lipid metabolic process
Source: RefSeq, a predicted model, not a curated record